Pyrus x bretschneideri (Chinese white pear) is the source of this 1731-nucleotide messenger RNA. RefSeq names its product ribonuclease P protein subunit p25-like protein. The transcript is spliced from 9 exons. The record is from RefSeq and is a predicted model, not a curated record. NCBI's taxonomy places the organism in Eukaryota, Viridiplantae, Streptophyta, Magnoliopsida, Rosales, Rosaceae. Bases 106 to 819 code for a protein of 237 amino acids. Gene Ontology annotation, molecular function: RNA binding.
GGUACUACUACUAAGGGUGGCUUUUGGGGCGUAUUUUCAAAUUAGAAAGAAAAAGCUCUAAAUUUGUGUCAGAUUCCCUCCUUUAACUCGCUUUCCUAAAAGUAGAUGGAUAGGUUUCAGAGGGUGGAGAAGCCCAAGGCGGAGGCUGCGCCGAUAAACGAGAAUGAGAUUCGUAUAACAGCUCAAGGUAGAAUGAGGAAUUAUAUUACUUAUGCCACCACUCUCUUCCAGGAGAAAGGAUUUAAUGAAAUUAUUCUCAAGGCAAUGGGCAGAGCUAUCAAUAAAACUGUUAUGAUUGCUGAGCUAAUAAAGAGAAGGAUUGUUGGUCUUCAUCAGAAUACUUCUAUUGGAUCAACUGAUAUUACUGACGUGUACGAGCCCCUGGAAGAAGGCCUGCUUCCUGUAGAGAGUACUCGGCAUGUUUCAAUGAUCACUAUUAGCUUGUCGAAGAAGGAGCUUGAUACAUCCUCUACAGGAUAUCAAUCCCCUCUUCCGAUUGACCAAGUGAAACAAUUGAAUAAUUUUGAGGAUGAUGGAGACGGUUCGCCUGGAUUCCGAGCCAGGGGUCGUGGUGGCCGAAGAAGAGGUAGGGGUAGAGGAAACUACAAUGGAUUUGGGGAUUAUAAUGGAGAUGGUUGGGAUGGUGGGCGUGGUUAUGGUGGCAGAGGUAGAGGCCGUGCAAGAGGUGGUUCUUUUAGGGGUCGUGGACAAGGUUAUGGUCAGUUAGGUGGAUACUAUGAUUAUGUUGAAGGUGCACCUACCCAAGGCCAUGGACCAAAAUCAUUGAUGGUGGACAAACUUAGAGAUCACUUCUAUUGAUUUCAGAUCUCAGCUACCAAAGUGAGGGUAAUGCCAAUUUCAGGGACCAUUUUGGCUAAAAAGCCAUUAAUCGUACUCCAAUUACACUUAGUUCUUUGAACGUAUAUAUGUUAGCCGCUUUAUGUUUGUCUUGUUCUUUGAACGUAUAUAUGUUAGCAGUUUUAUGUUUUGUCUGCAUGUCACUAAUAAUGUAGUUUAUCAGCACAAGAUUCAUAUGGUUUUAGAACUAGAUUUUUCUUUGAACCUGGUUGUAAAGACAUUAUGUACGAUCUGUUAAAUUCAUUUCUUAGUUUUUUUAUUUUGUUUUAAUUUUUAUGUUUUGGGUCUAAUAUAUCCUUGACCAGUGUGCUUUUUAUUAUAAGCUAAUAUUGAUGGUUUUGGCAUAAUGCAUUUAGCACUAUACUUGGUGCUGAGCAACAAGUCCUUGAAAAGGGUUUCUCCAUAGCAUAAAGUAUAGCACGGUCAACCAUUUAGAUUUUAGUUUUCAAUUUUUGCUUUUUGGUCAGAAAUAAGUAGGAAAUAAGAGGAAGAAAGGAGGGGAUGAAUAAGGCUAGAGGAAGGUGGUGGGAAGGAAAUGAGGAAAUGCACAUGGAAUGGUACAAAACAUGAAACCAAAAACUGAAAAGCAAUUUCUUAUUAAUCGAUUUUUAUUUUGUAUGUCGCUUCAUGUGCAUUUCUUCCCCCUUCCUCCUACCAUACUCCCUGCAUUCUUCGUCAUCUACUCUUCCAUCUACUUUCUCUCUAUAUCUAAUGAAAAAAAACUGAACUAAAAACCAAAUGGUUAUCAAACAGGCUUUUAGAAAGUGAAAACUUUUGCGUUGCCAAACAAUCAAUUAUUUCCUAAGUAUUGUGUGCUUCGCAUCAUUGGAAUGUUGGAAUGUUUGUUAAGUUCCAUAAGUAAUCUGAUAAAGA